GUCGGUCCCAACACUAGGGUGUCUCCCAGCUAUCCGCUGGAGUCCACAAAAACGUAGAGGUGGAUAUGGCUUCAGGACCUCCCUCUCGCCUCCUCCUGUACCAACUCAAAACAUAAUUUUUUUUUUAAAAAAAAUCCACGUUCUAAAGAUGCCAAUCUCCAGCUCGUCCAUUCCUAGGGUUCCAUUACCUGCUAUUUCUUCCCUUUGCAACCAGAAUCGGCAUUUUGGUGGCAAAAGACGUGACCCAAAAAAGAUGGCAACAAGCAUUCAUUUGGUUGUGUGUUCCCUCUCCCGAGACCGCAGCAAUCCGGUUGAACUGGACGUGAGGUUCCCUGCCGAUUACUCCCAGCUUCUCGAGCAGGCAAAAGAAGCAACUGAAUUGGCUCUGAAAGACAAGAAGCAGUUGCUGGAGGUUGAGUUUCCUACUUCUGGCCUAGAAUCUGUACCAGGUGAUGGUGAGGGAGGUAUUGAAAUGACAGAAAGCAUGCAGCUGAUUAGAGGUUUUUGUGAUCGCUUGAUAGUUCCAGAGAAAGCUACACGGACAAGAGUUUUCUUCCCAGAAGCAAAUGAAGUGGAUUUUGCAAGACAAUCUGUCUUUGGAGGAACCUCACUCAGGCUUGAUUAUCUGACAAAACCAUCAUUAUUUGAAGACUUUGGUUUUAUUUCCAAGGUUAAAAUGGCAGAUCGUGUGAAACCAGAAGAUGAAAUAUUCUUAGUUGCUUAUCCCUAUUUUAAUGUCAAUGAAAUGCUUGUGGUGGAAGAGCUAUACAAGGAAGCGGUCGUAAAUACUGAUAGAAAGCUAAUCAUAUUCAACGGAGAGUUGGAUAGGAUAAGAAGUGGAUAUUAUCCGCCAUUUUUCUAUCCCAAGCUGGCAGCACUUGCCAAAACUUUCCUUCCCAAGUUGGAGACGGUAUAUUAUGUUCACAACUUCAAAGGGCGCAAUGGAGGAACACUGUUCAGGUCAUAUCCUGGCCCCUGGACAGUAUUGAGAAAAAUUGGUGGUAGAUAUAUCUGUUUGCAUCAGCAGGAAGAAAUGCCAUCCCUGAAGGAAGUUGCCCUCAACAUUCUUCCAUCAGCUUGAUCUGUAAGAUGUGAACUGUUGUCAUAUGUAGCAUAAGGGAUCUGAGAUUUUUCUUAAGGCAAUAUGCUUAAUAGUAGAUUACAUGUUAAACUUUUUAUGCC
This is a messenger RNA of Elaeis guineensis (African oil palm), 1182 nucleotides long. RefSeq names its product protein LPA3. The record is from RefSeq and is a predicted model, not a curated record. NCBI's taxonomy places the organism in Eukaryota, Viridiplantae, Streptophyta, Magnoliopsida, Arecales, Arecaceae.